This is a messenger RNA of Acanthosepion pharaonis, 813 nucleotides long. Lineage: Eukaryota; Metazoa; Mollusca; Cephalopoda; Sepiida; Sepiidae. The record is from the annotation of a GenBank genome assembly.
AUGGACAUUCCACAAUUCUCCGCUUUUCAUACAAAAAUAAACGUUUCUUGUUUUUUCUCUCCUCCUCCUAUUUCUGUUCUUACGACUUUCCAAUAUUUUAAAAUUAGAAUUUCUCCUCCUCUUCCUUCUUUGCCUGCCUCUAUCUCUCUUUCUUUCUUUCUUUGUUGUUUUCCUCUUUCAUUCUUUUCUCUCUCCUGCUUCGUCUUCCAUCAUUCUUCUUCUUCUUCUUCUUCUUCUUCUUCUUCUUCUUCUUCUUCUUCUUCUUCAGAACUUUCUUCUUCUUUCUCUUCUUCUCCUUGCUUCUCUUCUUCUUCUUCAACCUCUUCUUCUUCUCCUUCCUCCUCCUUCUUCUUCUUUAGAACUUUCUUUUCUUCCUUUCUUCCUUCUCCUUCAUCUUCUUCUUUAGAACUUUCUUCCUUUACUUUCCUCUUCAUCUUCUUCAGAAAUUUCUUCUUCUCCUGCUCAUCUUCUUCUUCUUCUUCUUCUUCUUCUUCUUCUUCUUCUUCUAUGUGCCGUGUCCCUUCAGGACUAUUAUUAAUCUGUCUUUAUCAUUAUAAACGAUGCCUCACCAAUUCAUUCUUCUUCUUUUUGACCUUCAUUCGCUUUCGUUUCACAUUCACGACCUCCAGAUUUCUUUUUUUUUAUUUCACUUUUUUCUUCCUCUUGUACCUUUUCUUCUUUCUUGCUCGCAUGUUUUCCUUUUCAUCUGUUUUUUAUUUCUCACCUCUUUUUCUUUUCAUCCUUGUCUUUUUCAUUUUUUCCAUCAACAUCAUCUUCUUAAAGAUUUCCUUCUUUUUUCCUUCCUCCUGCUAA